Molecule: messenger RNA, 3264 nt
Organism: Pieris macdunnoughi
Lineage: Eukaryota; Metazoa; Arthropoda; Insecta; Lepidoptera; Pieridae
Source: the annotation of a GenBank genome assembly
AUGUGCAAAGCUUGUGCUGCAAGUGACGCUGUUAUAUCUGAAUUGAUAUUUGAAUUUGACAACCUAGCAAAAUACAUGAGAGACCAUUGUACUGAAAUACAAACUUUCUUUUGGAUGAACCCGACAGGUGGUAAAAAAUUAAGGGAAUCCGUUAGUAGGAUUAAUAAGUCCUUGAAUGAUUAUUACAAGAGAGUAAAGGGGAAAUGCAAUGGAAGGACAUGUAAAAUGUUUUCAUCAGGUAUUGACAGAAGAAGCAUUCUUCAUGAAUUUACGGAACACGACAACAAUGGGUCACCCUUUCUAAUGAAUUUUUUGAAUAUUGCUAACGAUUUAGAAAAUGUUAACGCGUUAGGAUUGUUAUACGAUGAAGAGUUUGAAAAACAUGGACAAUUACUUCAAAACUCAAUUGAUAGCUGUUUGUCACGAGUGUUAGUAAAAAGAUCGGGCGUUGAAAAGGUGUAUUCUCUUGACAAAAUAAAUAUCAAUUUAAUAUGUGAUCCUAGUACAGAAAGGGGCACAUUAAAUAAAACUGUAUUACACAGUUUAAAAAAUAAAGCAAAAUUAUUAAACAAUCUUGAUUCUAAUAACUUUUUAAAUAAUGAUGUGAUAACCUUUAAAGGAGAAAAAAGAAAACGAUUAAAGGAUUUUGUGAGGCACCGAUUUCAGUCAAAACUGUCGAAGGAAAGUAAUCAGGAUGUGAGCAGUAACAAUAUAAUAUCAAAUUUUAACAAAAAAAAUAAUUCAAUAAAUUUCCGACAACGACGGAAAACAAAACCUGUAGUAAAUGUAUUAUUAUUGAAAAAUUAUCCUUCUGACAGUCCAAAUAGAAAUGUAAAACAUGAUACUGUAAGAAGUUUGACCACCGUAAAUCAGUAUAAUUUUAGCGAUCACGACUCACUAGUACAUAGCAUGGGCAAAUUGUUUAAAUUACUAGGCAAUCCUGAUAUUAAGGCCUCCACUUCCAGACAUAAGAACAAUAAAAGUUCCCCUAAAACUAUACAUAAAUUAACAACGAAUAAUACGAAACAUGCUAGCCGAAAUAAAUCUACCACAAACGUAUUGCACACUACAAAACACAAUAAACCAAGUGCUGCAUCAAAAGCGAUUUAUAAGACGGAAAAAAAUAAAAUAAUAAAUACUGUUAUGGGCGUAACAAAGCAUUUUUUGAAUAAAUUAAAAUAUAAAACGCAUGCCACGGAACAUUCUGAACGACAUAUAAGAAAUGUUACCAUAGAUACGUAUAACGAACCAACUGAUUUGAAUUCACAUAAAAUUUCAAGUGUAACAGAUAGAGAUAAUCCUACCAUAAUAAUAUUGGAUGAAAAUUUGGAGCACGUUGGCAAGUCUAAAAAGGACCAAAUUAAUGAUGAUGAUUUGAGAAGUCUUCUCUUUUCAGUUUUAAAUUAUAACUCUAAAGUUUUAAAUGAUGAAUGGGUUCGAGCAGCUAAUUCUGAAGCGACCGCUGGCAUACAAAAAAGCAAAGACUUAGCCAUCUCUAAGAAGUCGGUGAAUAAUAGUAAAAAAGGAUUUGUUAAUAAACUUGCGGAUAAAUUUUUAUGGAGUAGAAAUGGCGAUAAGAAAAAAGAACGGUUUCAAGGACACGGAAUAUUGACACCGUUCAGAAAAAUCGAUACAAGUAAGGAUAAAACAACAGAUUUGUCCAAAUUUAUAUCCCUACCUACUUUUACCACCAAAUCAACAGCAAAGAUCGGCGGCAGAAACAUAACUAUAUGCGAUAUAUCGUCCACUUUAGGCCAUAUCUUAAAUGCACAGAAGACUAUGGCCGAACCAGACUUUGAAACAUAUAUGAAGAAUAUCCAUUGCUACAAAUAUAGUGUUGUGCCAGAAAAGUUCUUGAUAAAGUUUAAUAGAAGAAAGAAGCAUUGUAAAAAAGAUGCAAUUAGUUCGAAUUACGAGAGAUGGCGAAGGGACUCGAAGAUGGAACUGUAUGAAGAUGAUGGAUUACCUGAGUUGGACGAAAGUGAAGGUCCAGAAGAUAAGCACCUUUACGAACUCCAUGAUAACAAGGAGUUAUUUGAGGGGUUUGUAAGGGGUGAUCAUGGAUUAUAUCAGCAGGCUCCAAGACGGACGAAGAGACAAAGCGAAAGCACAAUAGACGUAUUAACAAACUUACCACCUCUAAAACCGUUAACGGACGAAGUUUUUGCUAUGACCGGUGAUUCUAUAGUUCUUGACUGUUAUCCUUCAGGAUGUAAACAAGAAGAAAAACAUCAUUUUUGGAUAGCAGGAGAUAAACUUAAUAAUUUAGCCAAUUUAACGAGACUUAAUAUAAAAAAUAUUCGGAAAGAGGAUUCCGGAGUCUACGUAUGCUAUAAUAAUGACAAUAUGAUUGUGCGGCGUGUCAAAGUGAGCGUGAUGGAUGUUCCCAAGUUUAAUGUAGUUUUCGCGACGGUAUACGAAACAUCUACGUCAUGCACUUAUAAUGAUUUACGAGCAAUACAAAAAAUAGGAGAACUGAUGAGUCAAAUUAUAUGUGGGAAUUUUUGUUCCAUAAGAAUUGAUGAACCCGUAUGUAUGAAAGAUAGGAAAGACGAAUCGUAUCUCUUAAGGACUCUAACAGUUAUUUUUCCACAAUAUCCAAGUAUAAACUGUAGUAUUGAAUGCCAGAGAAAUUUCAGAAGUUCAAUGUCUGUAUUGUACGCGAAAAAUGCACCCAUUUUGGCGUCAAUACCCGUUAUGAUAAUGUAUCACGGUGGUUCAUUACCAGAAGAAGUGAAAACUUGGACACCAUCAAUGCAAGAACACAAAGCAUUUGUUAGCCAUACACUUAGGACGAGUGAUUCCAACGGACACAAUGAAUACCAUUCGUUGGCAGAUACUGACCCUGGGACCAUACAUGUAGUUGUUGCAUGUCCAGCUGGGUUUUUCUUGGUUUCAAGUCAGAAGAUUUGCGGUUUGUGCCCAUCAGAUACAUAUUCUAUAGAAGGUGGAAACUCUUGUGUAAGGUGUCCAGAUGGUACAAAAUCGGAACCAGGCUCGGCCUUCUGUCAUUUAUCAUUGGAUCGCUUAGCGAGGUCUAUUUGGACUGAUAAUCCUUGCGUAUCACUAAAAGUGAUUUGUGUAAUGGCUAUGAUAAUCAUAUUAUUGAUUUAUUUAUACCGUCACUUCGCAAACUCAGAAAAAAGCUCAAAGAAAUCUAAUCAAAAACAACCAAAAAGUCGAUCGCCUAAAGGUUCAACUGAUCAUGUUGCACCGCGAAUUUGGAAUAAAAGUAGCCCUCCACUACCACCACUCGACUUUUAG